AUGUCCGGUGGUUCUAGCGGUGACAUCGAGGUGCUCACUAGCGCUAGCAGCGUGUCUAGCGGGUCCAUUCGUAUCGGCAGCGGGUCUGGUGACGCUAGUGCUGGGUCCAUCGAGGUAUCCGGUGGCUCUUCUGUGAAUGGUGAAGGGUCUUCGGUGUCUGUGUCUGGAGGCCUGUCGGAGUCGUUGACGGGCGGCAGUGUGACGAUCUUGAGCGGCGACAGUUUGUCGUCAGAGAGCGGGUCGGUGACGCUCGGCUCUGAAGGCGGCGCAAGCACCACUGUGAGUGGCGCGGUGUCGCUGUCGAGUGGGUCGACUGCAACCGGUUCAUCUGGCGCUGUAUCGAUCGCGUCUGGCGCAUCGCCUGUGCUGUCGAGCGGAUCGGUGAGCGUGUUCGGUGGUGAGGCUGUAGGCACCGGUGGGCUCGUGAGCGUGACCGGUGGUAGCAGCUCCGUUGCCGCGGGUGGUGCGUUGGCUUUGGCCGGUGGUGCUGGUGCGACGGGAGGCGACGUGACGAUGUCAGGCGGCGAAAGCAUGUCGGGCACGGGUGCGUCACUGGAGUUGCGCAGCGGAGAAGGCUCGAGCAGCAGUGGCGAUGUGCGGCUGUUGAGUGCCGAUGGCGUGGAGUCGGGCGGCGUGCAUAUUUCGUCCGGCUCGGCGACGAGCAGCAGUGUUUCCGCGGGAAGCAUCAACCUGUCGGUGGGUUCGUCGGUGGCUGACGGCGGCGACGUUGACGUGCGCAGUGGGUCCAGUUCUGAGUCCGCGGCAGGUGACGUGCUACUGACGGGCGGAUCUUCCCUAUUGUCGACAUCGCCUUUUACAGGAGCCGUGGCCGGCGCCGUUCGGCUAACGGGUGGCAGUUCUGCCGGAGAAAAUGCCGGUGGCGACGUGUUUGUGUCAGGUGGCGCUGGCGUCGCGCUGGGCGGGUCGGUGUCCGUGUUAAGCGGAGGCAGUGACGAUGAGUCCGCUGUCAGUGGUAGCGUAACGGUGCGUUCGGCUUCCGGCAGUGCCAGCGGGUCCGUGGAUGUGACGAGUGGCGCUUCGGGAACUGACACGUCUGGCGAUGUAACGUUGGGCAGUGGCGACUCGAGCGGCAGCACAUCGGGAUCCGUAGCUGUGGUUGGCGGCAGUAGUACCGUGUCUAAUGGUGGUUCCGUGUCGAUGCGUGGUGGGCACAGCGGUGGGUCGGAUGCGGGUGGUUCUGUGUCGCUGGAGAGCGGUGCGGCGAGCGCGAACAGCGGCAGCAUUACGGUAUCCAGCGCAGCUGCAACGAGCUCGAGCUUGAGCGGCAACGUGGACAUUGGUUCUGGCGAGGCGGUCUCGGGCGCAUCAGGUUCGCUGUCGGUCGUGUCUGGCCUCAGCGCUAGCGGAUCGAGUGGGUCUGUGGUCGUGGCUAGCGGUGUUGCUAGCUCGUCCGAUGCAGGCGGCGUAGAGAUCCGAGGCGGGUCGACUGGCAGCUUGAGCGCACGUGGAGGCUCUGUAACGGUGUCAUCUGGUCAGGACGGCGUGGUGAGUCUGUCUAGCGGCGAUCGGCGUACUGCUGAUGGUGGCUCGGUCGAAAUUGUGGCCGGAACUGGCACGCUCAGCAGUGUGGGUGGCGGGUCGGUGAGUGUUCGCGGCGGCUCUCUGAGCGCGUCUUCGGGCCUUGCGGGCGAUGUUGCCUUGUCCGGUGGUGCUGCGUCUACGGGCGCGGCGACUGGUGGCGUUGUUUCUCUUGACGGCGGUGCGAGUGAGGCUGGCGUCGGUGGCGGCGUGGCCAUUUCGUCUGGAGCAGGCUUGCUGGGCAGCGGUGACGUGCGC
Phytophthora nicotianae INRA-310 is the source of this 1797-nucleotide messenger RNA. RefSeq lists its product as hypothetical. Gene Ontology annotation, biological process: positive regulation of DNA-templated transcription; protein autoprocessing. Gene Ontology annotation, molecular function: sequence-specific DNA binding; DNA-binding transcription factor activity. The record is from RefSeq and is a predicted model, not a curated record. The annotation marks the transcript as partial. Lineage: Eukaryota; Oomycota; Peronosporomycetes; Peronosporales; Peronosporaceae. The transcript has a single exon. Gene Ontology annotation, cellular component: nucleus; endoplasmic reticulum membrane.